Molecule: messenger RNA, 2244 nt
Organism: Leopardus geoffroyi (Geoffroy's cat)
Lineage: Eukaryota; Metazoa; Chordata; Mammalia; Carnivora; Felidae
Gene: DCAF13
Product: DDB1 and CUL4 associated factor 13
Exons: 11
Coding region: 240-1577 (445 amino acids)
Biological process (GO): maturation of SSU-rRNA from tricistronic rRNA transcript (SSU-rRNA, 5.8S rRNA, LSU-rRNA)
Cellular component (GO): small-subunit processome; nucleolus
Molecular function (GO): protein binding
Source: RefSeq, a predicted model, not a curated record
GCCGUUUCUGGCCGAGGGACGCGGACGCGAGAGUACGGCAGAGAAACCGCCUCGGACCAACCUUUGUCAGCAAAACUACGGCGCGCCGCAGGGUGCUGCGGAGGGGGCUGGCUUCCCCUCCGUGGAAGUCACAUGACAGGAAGUAGUCUAGAAGAAGCGGAAGUAGCAUGUGCCGGAGGAGGCGGGGGUAACCCAAACUUGGAGGAAAGGCUCGGAGUCGGGCACACCUAGCAGCCAAAAUGAAGGUGAAGAUGCUGAGCCGGAACCCGGACAACUAUGUCCGCGAAACCAAGCUGGACUUACAAAGAGUUCCAAGAAACUAUGAUCCUACCUUACAUCCUUUUGAAGUCCCGCGAGAGUAUGUAAGAGCUUUAAAUGCUACCAAAUUGGAACGGGUAUUUGCAAAACCAUUCCUUGCUUCCCUGGAUGGUCACCGAGAUGGAGUCAAUUGCUUGGCAAAGCACCCAAAGAGCCUGGCUACUGUCCUUUCUGGGGCAUGUGAUGGAGAGGUUAGAAUUUGGAACUUGACUAAACGAAAAUGUAUCCGUACGAUACAAGCCCAUGAGGGUUUUGUACGAGGAAUAUGUACUCGCUUUUGUGGGACUUCUUUCUUUACUGUUGGUGAUGACAAAACUGUGAAGCAGUGGAAAAUGGAUGGACCAGGCUAUGGAGAAGAGGAGGAACCGUUGCAUACAAUAUUAGGAAAGACAGUAUAUACAGGGAUUGAUCAUCACUGGAAGGAAGCUGUUUUUGCCACAUGUGGACAGCAAGUAGACAUUUGGGAUGAACAAAGAACAAGUCCUAUAUGUUCAAUGACCUGGGGAUUCGACAGUAUAAGUAGUGUUAAAUUUAACCCAAUUGAGACAUUUCUCUUGGGAAGUUGUGCUUCUGACAGGAAUAUAGUACUAUAUGACAUGAGGCAAGCUACUCCCCUGAAAAAGGUCAUCUUAGAUAUGAGAACAAACACAAUUUGUUGGAACCCUAUGGAAGCUUUCAUUUUUACUGCAGCAAAUGAAGAUUACAACUUAUAUACUUUCGAUAUGCGUGCACUGGACACUCCUGUAAUGGUACAUAUGGAUCAUGUAUCUGCGGUGCUUGAUGUGGAUUAUUCUCCGACUGGGAAAGAGUUUGUGUCUGCUAGUUUUGAUAAAUCUAUUCGAAUCUUCCCUGUGGACAAAAGUAGAAGCAGGGAAGUCUAUCACACAAAGAGAAUGCAACAUGUUAUCUGUGUAAAAUGGACUUCUGACAGCAAAUAUAUUAUGUGUGGAUCUGAUGAAAUGAACAUUCGUCUGUGGAAAGCUAAUGCUUCUGAAAAGUUGGGUGUGCUUACGUCACGAGAAAAAGCAGCCAAAGAUUAUAACCAGAAAUUGAAAGAGAAAUUUCAACAUCAUCCUCAUAUAAAACGCAUUGCUCGUCACCGACAUCUACCAAAAUCCAUCUACAGUCAGAUUCAGGAACAGCGCAUCAUGAAAGAAGCUCGUCGACGAAAGGAAGUGAAUCGUCUCAAACAUAGCAAGCCUGGAUCUGUAUCGAUUGUGUCGGAGAAGAAGAAACACAUAGUGGCAGUUGUGAAAUAACACUUGGUAUUCCUACCGAUCCUGAUACAUGAUGAUUUGUUACACUUUGAUUUGCAAAUGUAAAUAAAAAUACUGGCUCUAGAAUAAUAACAGUUCAGUUACAUGUGUAGAGGAAGUAAAAACUGUCCUGAAAGGUGGCCUGGUUGAUAAGACUGUCCAACAUUUUAUUCUUGAUCUUCUUUCUUAUGUCAUUGAAGAAUACAUUAUUUGCAAACUAACUUAUUCCUUUUAGAAAAUGCGGGUAUACUUUCACUUUGACCUAUUAUUAUAGAUAUACUCUAUGUUUGAAUUUACAUUCAAAACCAGACAUCUCUUUGGUUACCUUUAGUAUUACUUUGGAUAAUUAGUGCAAUGAUUCUUCCUAUGAUUACACAUAACAUGGGGAAGAAUUAUGUCAGAACUUUUUUCAGUUCAAUUAAUUUUCUGUGUUUUAUUUGUAUUUGGCUUUUUGAGACCUUAAAGAUGAUCAGCUUGAAUUUAUAUAACUUUUUAAAUAAUAAUUACAGUUUAUGGUCAAGAUAAUAAAACAUCCUUUAUCUCAGCAUUAUAACUUUGAUCCACUUCUGCUAAAUGAUUUCUCUUCAGUCUUACUAAAUCAUAAAUAGUUCUUUGUGCCAUAUGUUGUUUUUUUAAAAAUUGUAGUUUAAUAAACUCUAUUAUGAAUAUA